GAGAACGUGGAAUGCGGAGUGAGAAUGCUGCAUAUCUGCUAUCCGGCAGCAGUAAGGGGUUUUGUCUGGGAAAGGCAAGCCUCCCCUGCAAUAUCAUCGCAGCGGCUCCCUCGCUGCUUGCCUUGAAAACCAGUGAUCUGGAAGGAGGGUGUCGCCCUGUGUUGACACCAGCCCUGUGUGUGGCUGCUGCUUAUGAGCGGCAGGUCUGAAAAAGCAGGUGUGCUCAGAUGGGCACUGGACUGGAACGCAGGCGGACGCUCCCGGGUGUACCUGCUUCCUGCUAGCAGAUUCUUGGCUCACAGAGCAUCUGCCUGCCUGAAGCUGGAGCGGAGAAGGGGCUUCCUGGGCAUCCCACUUGACUGACAGAGACACUUGGAUUGGACUUAAUCUUAAACCUCUGGAGUUCAAGACCUUUUAAAAAGGGCUAAAUAAACAAUCUCUACAUGUAAAAGGCCACUGACUCCUACUUCCUCUGUGGAGAGCCACUGUGGAAUUCAGCAGCCUGUGGGAAAACUGAAGACUUUAAUAGCAAACCCUUCAAGGUCAAAAUGAAUACAGAUAGCGGUGGGUGUGCUCGCAAGCGUGCCGCCAUGUCUGUUACGUUAACAUCUGUGAAGAGAGUUCAAAGUUCUCCAAACCUAUUGGCUGCAGGGCGUGAUUCUCAGUCACCAGACUCAGCUUGGAGAAUUUACAAUGAUCGAAAUCAAGAGCCAUUGAAUGGAGAUGCUACAUAUUCCUCUCUUGCAGCAAAAGGAUUUAGGAGCGUUCGACCUAACCUACAAGAAAAAAAGUCACCAACCCAGAGCCAGAUAACAGUGAAUGGAAACGCUGGUGGUGCUGUGAGUCCAAUGAGUUACUACCAAAGGCCAUUUUCCCCUUCGGCAUAUUCUCUCCCAGGCUCACUCAACUCAAGCAUUAUCAUGCAGCAUGGCAGAUCCAUUGACUCCACAGAGCCGUACCCGCAGCCCGCACAGUCUCUGGACGGCCCGGGCGGCAGCUCCAUUCCUCUGUACAGAUCGUCGGAGGAAGAGAAGAGGGUGACGGUCAUCAAAGCCCCGCAUUACCCAGGGAUCGGGCCCGUGGAUGAGUCCGGAAUCCCCACAGCAAUCAGAACGACUGUAGACCGGCCAAAGGACUGGUACAAGACCAUGUUUAAGCAGAUCCACAUGGUGCAUAAGCCAGAUGAUGACACAGACAUGUAUAAUACUCCUUAUACCUAUAAUGCAGGUGUGUAUAACCAAGCCUACAGUACACAGUCACACCCUGCUGUGAAGACACAAACCUACAGACCUCUGUCCAAAAGCCACUCCGACAAUGGCACAGAAGUCUUCAAGGACUCAUCCUCUCCAGUGCCUCCCCCACCUCCAGUCCCACCGCUGCGGCCCAGAGAUAGACCUUCCACGGAAAAGCAUGAUUGGGAUCCUCCAGACAGAAAAGUGGACACAAGGAAAUUCCGAUCUGAACCAAGGAGUAUUUUUGAAUAUGAACCCGGGAAGUCAUCGAUUCUGCAACAUGAAAGACCACCCCCUCUCCCAACAACUCCGACACCUGUUCCCAAGAAACCUGGCCGGAAGCCUGUCUCUAGUUCACCAAUGGAAGCAGUGGCUGGGAGCCCCUCCCCGCCGCCCAGGAGUGGCCUCCCCACACCCAGCUCGUGUGCCCCAGCUCUCUCUCCCACCCGGACUGAUCGCAUAACUCCAGAUGACAUAGAUUUAGAAAAUGAGCCCUGGUAUAAAUUCUUUUCAGAACUGGAGUUUGGACGCCCGCCUCCUAAAAAGGCUCUGGAUUAUGUUCAAGAUCAUUCUUCUGGUGUUUCCAAUGAGGCCUCCGUGUAUCAGUCCUCUAUGGACAGAAGCCUGGAAAGGCCUGGCAGUUCUGCAAGUAUGGCAAGUGACUUUAGGAAACGGAGGAAGAGCGAGCCUGCCGUGGGCCCCCCGAGGGGCUUGGGGGAUCAGAGUGCAAACAGGACUAGUCCCAGUCGAGCAGACCUUCCAGGAUCAAGCAUCACGCUUACCAAGUCCUUCAUCAGCUCCUCUCCUUCUUCCCCAUCGAGAGCAAAAGGUGGGGACGAUAGCAAACUGUGUCCAUCCCUUUGCAGUUACUCAGGGCUCGACGGCAACCCGUCCAGUGAGUUAGAGUACUGUAGCCCCUAUAGACAGCAUUUGGACGUCCCGCGGGACUCACAAAGGGCCAUCACAUUCAAGAAUGGCUGGCAGAUGGCCCGGCAAAACGCGGAGAUCUGGAGCAGCACCGAGGAAACGGUGUCCCCCAAGAUCAAAUCCCGGAGCUGCGACGAUCUGCUCAACGAUGACUGCGAUAGCUUGCCUGACCAAAAAAUCAAGUCGGAGAGCAUGGGCUCCCUGCUCUGUGAGGAGGACCCCAAAGACAGUGGCGCCAUCCCCUGGGCUUCCCCCUACCUUCAGGAGGCUCGCGGGAAUGGCAGGUCGAGGCUCAGACACAGGGCUGCGCACGAUACCCCAGGUUUCCUGAAAAUGUACAAGAAAAUGCACCGCAUUAACCGCAAGGACUUGAUGAACUCGGAGGUGAUCUGCUCUGUGAAGUCGAGGAUCCUGCAGUACGAGAAGGAGCAGCAGUACAGGGGCCUGCUCCACGGGUGGAGCCAGUCCUCCACGGAGGAGGUGCCCAGGGACAUGGUACCCACCCGCAUCUCUGAAUUCGAGAAGUUGAUUCAGAAGUCAAAAUCUAUGCCAAAUCUGGGAGAUGAGAUGCUGUCUCCUUUAACCCUGGAACCACAGCAGAACGGGUUAGGUCCCCAGAGGCGAUUUUCCAUUGAAUCUUUGCUGGAGGAAGAAAACCAGGGCAGACAUCCUUCUCAGGGGCCACGAAGCUACAAGUCUAAAGCCCUGGUGCCAAUCCACAUCGAAGUCACCAGUGAGGAGCAGCCGAGACCCCACGUGGAAUUCUCAGACAGCGACCAGGAUGGAGUUGUGUCUGACCACAGCGACUAUAUUCACGUAGAAGGCUCGUCUUUUUGCAGCGAAAGUGACUUUGAUCACUUUUCUUUCACUUCCUCUGAGAGUUUCUAUGGAUCCAGCCACCAUCAUCAUCACCAUCACCACCAUCACCACCAUCACCGGCACCUCAUCAGCUCCUGCAAAGGCAGGUGCCCUGCCUCUUAUACCCGCUUUACCACCAUGCUGAAGCAUGAAAGAGCUAAGCAGGAAAAUGCUGAAGAGCCUAGAAGACAAGAAAUGGACCCCGGCCUUUCCAAACUGGCAUUUCUUGUCAGUCCUGUGCCUUUCCGGAGAAAAAGAAACUCAACACCUAAAAAGCAGACCGAAAAGACAACAUGUAAAGCAUCUGUGUUUGAGGCUCUAGACUCUGCCCUGAAAGACAUCUGUGACCAGAUUAAAGCUGAGAAGAGAAGGGGAAGUCUGCCUGACAACAGCAUCUUGCACCGCCUCAUCAGUGAGCUGCUGCCAGACAUUCCCGAGAGGAAUUCAUCCCUUAAAGCUCUGAGAAGGAGCCCCAUGCACCAGCCUUUCCACCCACUGCCUCAAGAUGGUGCUAUGCAUUGUCCAUUUUAUCAGAAUGAUUGUGGGAGAAUUCCUCACAGUGCCUCUUUCCCAGAUGGGGACACCACCACCAACUACCACCACCACCUCGACAGUGAGGGUGCACAGUGUCUCCAAGACCGUGAGUCCCCUAGAAGUUACUCAUCCACUCUGACAGACAUGGGAAGAAGUGCACCAAGAGAAAGAAGAGGAACUCCGGAAAAAGAGAAAUUGCCUGCAAAAGCUGUUUAUGAUUUUAAGGCUCAGACAUCAAAGGAGUUGUCAUUUAAGAAGGGAGAUACUGUCUACAUCCUCAGGAAAAUCGAUCAGAACUGGUAUGAAGGAGAGCACCUUGGACGAGUGGGCAUUUUCCCCAUCUCUUACGUGGAGAAGCUCACACCUCCUGAAAAGGCACAGCCUGCAAGACCACCUCCCCCAGCCCAGCCUGGAGAGAUCGGAGAAGCUGUAGCCAAAUAUAAUUUCAAUGCAGACACAAACGUGGAACUGUCCUUGAGAAAGGGAGAUAGAGUUAUUCUUCUGAAAAGAGUUGACCAAAACUGGUAUGAAGGUAAAAUUCCAGGAACCAACAGACAAGGCAUCUUCCCUGUGUCUUACGUAGAAGUCACCAAGAAGAAUACAAAAGGUGCUGAGGACUACCCUGACCCUCCAAUACCCCACAGCUACUCUAGUGACAGAAUCCACAGCCUCAGCUCUAAUAAGCCACAGCGUCCCAUGUUUACUCACGAAAACAUCCAAGGUGGAGGGGAACCGUUUCAGGCUCUGUAUAACUAUACUCCUAGAAAUGAAGAUGAGCUGGAACUCAGAGAAAGCGACGUCAUUGAUGUGAUGGAAAAGUGUGAUGAUGGAUGGUUUGUGGGAACUUCGAGAAGAACCAAAUUCUUUGGUACUUUUCCCGGGAACUACGUCAAGAGGUUAUGAAUUACUCUCCCUCCUUAUUUAUGCCACAUUUCAGCAACACGUCUGCAUACACUUGCCCAAGACAUCCCUGCAGGCCUCGUGUUUUCAUGCCUUAUGGUUUCCAGUGUGACACCACCCCCUCCACCUGCUGCUACUGAACCACCAGCAGUGUAACUGCCCUGUGCGCCCUGGGGAGAUGCGACAGACUGGCUUCCUCUCAAAAGCGUUUCUUUUAGCUCUCUGCUUGAAACUUUGAAAAGUUGAUGUGUGGGAUCAGAAAGAAAGUUAUUCUAUUGAAUAAGGAUAAAAUAUCUAAGGCAAAGAAAGAAAGAAAAAGCAAAAUGCCUCCAGGAGAUGUUCUGACUGCUGUGGUUCUCCUUCAACAUCUCUGGAAGAUGCACUCUCCCCAGGCCACCAGAAGAGUGUUUUUUCUGGAAUGCUGGGGUUUGCAGUUUUACAUUCUUAGCUUGGCACUAGAUUUUCCUUUCAUGCAUUUGCCUAGUGUCCCAGUUUACACGAUGUGACAACUGUACUUCAGCUAUUGUUUGCCUGCACUUGUAUGUUGUAAUAUGCACAGUGAUUAUAAAAUCUAAAGUAAGAGUAAGAAAGUUAAUUUGGAUGGGUGUGAUUUUGUUGAUUGAAUGUGAGUUUUCAAGUGGAAGUUUUUUUCUGCACAUUUUUUGGGGGGCAUUUUAGAAGUGCAAACAGUAAGAGCCUUGGUCAUCAUCAUGAGACUACAAGAGGGUUAGCUAGACUACAAUGGAGAAAAACUAUUGUGUUGUAAAGUUGCCUUGCUAUUUUAUAUUAAAAUGUAGUCAUCAGCAUCAUGAACAAUGAGCUCUUAGAGUUUUAUUUAUCUGGUAGAAUUUGAAUAAAAGCAGUGUUAGUGAGAGGUGCAACGAAUUACUCUAACAUAGACACUUGAAAGUAUCUGUAAGCAAUAUUCGUAGGUAAUCUUUCACUGUGUGUACACAUACACAUUUGAGAUUGUAUGAGAACAUUAAUCCAUUUGAUACAUUAUACAUUUUAUGGAAAUGUGAAACAAUCUCACAUAUUAUUUUGUAGAAAUAGAGUACUUCAGAAGCAUCACAAGUAUUAAAGCUGGUUUUAGCAAGGAUUGCGAUCAAUACAAUUAUUUUUACUAUGAUAAUUAUUUUUCUUCUAUGGAACUCAGAACCCUGGCUACAUUUGAGGACAGGAAUAUGUUGAGCCUAAUUUUCCUGGUGUGUGUUAAGUAUCUCCUAGGAUUAAAUAGGCACUUUUUAGAGACACUAUUAAAUCAUUCAGGUUUUUUUUCUCUGCCCCCAAAGCAGAAAACUAUAACAUGACAUAGAGACCUGAAAGAUUUAAGGUGGUUAAACAGUGCCUGAACUUUGCCUAACACAAAAAUUAGCUUUCUAUUUCUUAUGACUUUGCAUAAGAACUAUUCAUCUUUGAAUUUUUGAGCACCUUAUAGAUUAAACUUUUUAUGGUAUUUCUUCCAUGGACAGUGAUUGAUCUUUUCACAGAAUGUAGACCCUAGAAUUUUGUACAUAUGUUUGCUCUUUUUUUGUACAGACUAUUUAGUUGUUGAGAAAAAAAAGGGGGGGAAUUUCCUAAUUUGUUCUCUAUCUUUCAGUAAAGCUAAAUUGAGCAGAUUAUCUGUCACUUAUCUGAUGGAUCACAGUCAAUCCUUGAUUCUGAUUCUGUAAGAUAGCAAUUAUGCAAAAAAAAAUCACAAAAUUCAGAGAUUCUAGCAGCCAAACUGAAAUGUGCAGAAGUAUUGAUUUUAAAGAAUUGUAUUGGGAAAGAGGUAAAUAAACAUCUUUAAGUAGCCUAUCUUGAUUACUGUCAAGUUCACAACCAGCUUUAUAUUUUAAAGGCUUUGGGUUUGAAAUUAAGUCAACUGCAUGCAGCUUUGCUGAUAAAGGACUAAUUAUCUUUGAUGCCAUUUAUGAAAGAAGACUUCAAUAUCUGUUGCCUGUCAAUAUUUUAAAAAACUGCUGUUUCUACUCUCUGUAUCUGAUUUUAAAAGAAAACAAAAUAUCCAAACCUGCUUUCAGGUAAUUGACUUUGAAUUCUUACAGGCAAAAGUCAUUGUGUUUUUCUUCAAUAGACAUAUAAUAAAUUUUGCUUGGAAA
Molecule: messenger RNA, 6553 nt
Organism: Ochotona curzoniae (black-lipped pika)
Lineage: Eukaryota; Metazoa; Chordata; Mammalia; Lagomorpha; Ochotonidae
Gene: SORBS2
Product: sorbin and SH3 domain containing 2
Exons: 26
Coding region: 549-4454 (1301 amino acids)
Biological process (GO): Notch signaling pathway
Cellular component (GO): plasma membrane; synapse; neuronal cell body
Molecular function (GO): protein binding
Source: RefSeq, a predicted model, not a curated record